Molecule: messenger RNA, 2041 nt
Organism: Scleropages formosus (Asian bonytongue)
Lineage: Eukaryota; Metazoa; Chordata; Actinopteri; Osteoglossiformes; Osteoglossidae
Gene: psmb11b
Product: proteasome 20S subunit beta 11b
Exons: 3
Coding region: 375-1598 (407 amino acids)
Cellular component (GO): proteasome core complex; cytoplasm
Source: RefSeq, a predicted model, not a curated record
GUCAGCAACGGGAAGGUUGUAGAAAAUGACGAAAAGCAGAGAGGUCAUUCCCAGUGAAGUGCCAGGCCCUUCAUCCCAGAGCCACGUGCAUGAACAUGGAGCUGCACUGAAAGCGGGAGGACGGGCCGACCACUGACACACACUAACACACAGCACAUCGUGGAAAACGCUACAUGGAUGGGGAGGAUCUGCCAGCGUGAGCUCCCUGGGCUGGAGGCGUGACCUCGAUCGCUGUGGACGGCCUCUUUAGAGGAAGCGUCUCCCUUGCCUUCAGUCGCAGAGUGACCACCGCGUGUCCGUCAUCCCUCGUCCAUCCAUCCAUCCAUUACCUUCGUCUACCAUUCAUCCAUCAUCCCUCCGUCUUCAGGGACGUGAUGGCCUUGCAGGAUGUCUGCAGACUCCUGGACGACCCCGUCCACCAGAGGUGGAGCUCACCUGCUCGGGGACACUGGUGCUCCUCCGAGGACUUCCUCGUUGGCCGUGUCGGGUUUGGAGGCAUCGCUUGGGCGAGGAGAAGAGAGGGGCCUUUGCUCGAGCUCUACAUCCCCCUUGCGGAGUACCUGAGCCGGUGCCCCCUGAGGUUUGGACAGGUGGCGCCGGAUCCUGAGGAGCGCCACGGCCCGCGCUUCCUGUCUCCCGGCCUGCUGUCGCCCUCCUGCCCGCCCUCGUCGCUGCCCCUCCCCCCGCCCUGCUCCGCCUCCUCCUCGGUCCCGCUGCCCUUCCCGCAUUCGCACGGCACCACCACCCUGGCGUUUGCAUUCCAGGGCGGCGCCGUGGCCGCGGCCGACACCCGCUCCAGCUGCGGGGGGCUCGUGGCUUGCCCCGCCUCCGACAAGGUGCUGCCCGUGCACUCGCACCUGGUGGGCACCACGUCGGGCACGUCGGCCGACUGCGCGCUCUGGAAGCGCAUCCUGGCACGGGAGUGCCGUCUGUACCAGCUGCGCAACCGGCGGCGCCUCAGCGUAGGGGGCGCCGCCAAGCUGCUCUCCAACAUGCUGCACCCGUUCAAGGGCACGGAGCUGUGCGUGGCGGCGACGCUGUGCGGCUGGGACGGCGGAGGGGGCGAAGAGCAGGAGGACCGGCAAGCGUUCGGGGACCCGACUCCAAUAGGGAGAGGCGGAGGGGCGCCGGACAGGGAGCGGGAGGCCCGUGCGACCACCGAACGGAGGAACGGCGCAUCGGACCCCGCAGCGGAGCGACGCUCGACACCUGGCACCGGUGCCGCCGCGCCCUGGGGCCCUCGCCUGUGCUACGUGUGCAGCGACGGAACCCUCCUGAAGGGGGAGCUCUUCUCCGUGGGCUCGGGCUCUCCGUACGCCUACGCCGUGCUGGACGGGGGGCUGCGCUGGGACCUGAGCGUGGCCGAGGCGUGCUUACUGGCACGGGAGGCCGUGUUCCGAGCCACGCACCGCGACGCCUACUCGGGCAACUGCGUGGACGUGUUCCACGUGACGUGGCGCGGCUGGCGGCGCCGGGAGAGGGAGGACCUCAAGGAGGAGUACUACAGGGAGUGGGAGGAGCGCCGCCGGCAGGAGGGAGUCACCGGGACGCAGACGGACCGCUGCUCUUGUACCUCCUCUAGUAGCCAGCCAUUUUAAUAAAACCUCCAGACAAAUAUUUCAAAUACACAUAGAACGUGUCAUUACCAGCUACAUUAGCGUCUAUAUCCAGUAUCGCUUUAGUGUCACUGUCAUCAUUAUGAUCUUUUGUAUAAUUGCUGCACGUUUGUUACAUUUUACAGGUCCUUUACUGGGGAAAUGAACGCUUACUGAAAAAAGGGGCGGCUAUGGUUGUUAGCAAGAGAGAUGUUUACUUCACCAAGACACGGCGCUGUCGGAUUAGACUUGGGGGAGGGUGGGUACCGGGUUGGCUUUCCAACAGACUGUAACGGAGAUGACUGUGAUGACUCCGGAUGGUGUCUUUCCCUCAGAAUCCGCAGAACUGGGUGUAGUGCUGGGAUUGGGAUUGGGAUUCCUACUCCUCCACAAGUUGUGUUUCACUUGCCGAAUCGUUCCCAUGUAUCUCCUCUACUCGUUUCUCU